This is a messenger RNA of Zootoca vivipara (common lizard), 1349 nucleotides long. RefSeq names its product sterile alpha motif domain containing 14 (gene SAMD14). Gene Ontology annotation, molecular function: actin filament binding. Gene Ontology annotation, cellular component: postsynaptic density; dendrite; cytoplasm. The record is from RefSeq and is a predicted model, not a curated record. Lineage: Eukaryota; Metazoa; Chordata; Lepidosauria; Squamata; Lacertidae. Gene Ontology annotation, biological process: actin filament organization; neuron projection development; calcium-mediated signaling.
UUCACUAUGUCUUCCUCCAAACUCCAAGAUGCGGAUGAGGUUUUCGAUUUUAAUGAUGUGAUUCCAGAGACCAAGAGGCUGGACAGCAGCUUGCAGAAGGCCAGAGCCCAGCUCUCCGCCAAGGGCAGGCGGCAGCGCCCCUCCAGGUCCCGGUUGAGAGACAGCGUCAGCUCCACAGAAGGGGAUGAUAUCUUGGAGAAAAAGGCAGGUGAUAGCUCUGGAAGCCCUCUCCACCGCCUGAGGUCUCCUCUCCGCGGUUCCCUCCAGGCCUCAUCUCCUCUCUCCGGUUCCUCACCCUUCACUCGUGCUGGCGAGUUCUCCUUUGAUGCCCCGACAGUCCGGAGGUCGGUGGAGCAGGAAGAGCAGCCGUCGUCGCCUCUCAUCCGUUACCGGCCUCUGACCAACACCCCCUCCCAGGAGGCCUUAGGGGGGACCCCCACCAGCUCCUCACCCAAGUCCUGCCACAGUUCAGACAGCUCACCCAUCUAUGCACGCAGGGAGAGGCACAGUGAAGAUGACAGCCGGGACACGAGCCCACCAGAUCCUGCAAGCCCAACUAUUGGUCUCGACAAGAAAACCCGGCGGAAGUUUCUGGAUUUAGGGGUCACCCUCAGAAGGGCAUCUUCUGGGAAGAGCAGGAAAGAAAAAGGGGGCAAUCGACUUUCCAUGGGCAACAGGGAGCUGAUGGAGGGCCCCAGCCGCGCCUCUGCCUCGACCUUCAUGCCUUUCUCCUGGUUCACGGACAGCGGCAAAGGCUCCGCCUCCUCAGGAAGCACCGCCUCCCCCACCUCCUCCCCCAAGAACGAGGCCUUCAGCCGCAAGAAGUCUGCCUCACAGGAAUCUACCCUGAGUGAUGACUCCACCCCUCCCAGCAGUAGCAGCAGCCCCAAGAUCCUGAGUGGAGCUCAUCCUGAGACGACAAAGUGCUCCUACCCCUACCACACCCUGUCCCAGUCGUCUGAUGAGUUCCUGGAUGAGCCUCUGAGUGCAGCUUCGACGUGGAGCAGUCAGAAAGUGGGGCAGUGGUUGGAGAGCUUGAACCUGGAGCAAUACAUGGCAGAAUUUGCCGCCCAGGAAGUGGACGGCCAGCAGCUCCUCCUCCUCGAUGGAACCAAGCUGAAGGCUCUCGGCGUCAGCAACUCUCACGACCGUUCCCUCCUGAAGAGGAAGCUGAAGGAGCUGAACGUGGCCGUCGAGAAGGAAAGGAAAGCCCAGGAGAAAGUAGAGAAGCAGAAGAAACUGAAGAAGAAAGAACGGGAACUGGAACAGAAGAAGAGCUAAGAUAAAUGGAGUGUGGGGGUGGGAAAUACGGGGGUGACCGCUUCCAGGCACACGGGGCUCACACCCUC